AUGGACAAGCACAAAGCAAUCCAGACCAUUCAAGAGGCAUUAGAGCAAUCACCAGCUUCUGACAAUUCCAGUGAGGAAGAAUUCACAACAGUCUUGAAAUGGCUCGGUGAUAUUUCUAUGACGGUCCUUCAGGGAGCUGUACACUCAAAAGGUCUGACUAAAGUCGAGGGCGAGACCCUGGCACGCUUUCUCGAGUUCUGGGAUGUCAAUAGUAUCAAAGACCAGGUGAUUCCUCUCAUAGAACAGUCAUCCACUUCUUGCAAGCUUGGUUUUGUAAACUGGUUAUUGGCACCCAUCGAUGAGCCGACAACGACGGCAGUUCAGAAACGUCGUUCUCGAGACGGAGACGGAGCGCCUCCUCAACCUCAGCCAGCAAAGUUAUCCCUCGAGACCAAACAGCAUCUCACGAAGCCAUUAUUGUCCAACAUCUGGAGUGACUUUCGACUUAAAGCUCCGCCCUGGCCGAAAGCCCCACCGUCGACAUAUCGCAGUGUAAAGUCAAUUUCACACUGGAGCGUAACAGAAAACCAAGAAGACCGUUCCAGUCGUUUUGUCAACGGUGGCGAUCUAAGGCAGCUGAUCAAUCACACCGUUUCUGCGGGUGCGGUGUCCGAGAGCGAGAUCAAAGACCGACUCUCGAAAGCGGUGCGGACUGCGGACAAGGAGACGUAUGUUCACGCACUGCUUCCUUUCGUCGAGGAAAUCCUGGCCCAAAAGGUGUCUUGCUACAACAACAAGCAUGGCGGCGAAAUCGACACCGAGACCGGCGAGCUCAGUCAGCAGAGUAUGGAGUUCGUGACGCACUUGCUGCUGAAUGACCUCAAGACAUGUGUCGGCAAGGAACCCAGGGGUCAAGUCAAGUGGAGCCAACCUCGGCGUGGCUGCGGCUGUCGCGACUGUCUCGGCGUCGAUGCUUUUCUGGCCAGCCCGACCGAGAGUGUGGGCCGAUUUCCGUGCGCCAAACCCCGCCGGCAGCAUUUGCACCAGCAAUUCAACCGGUCCCCAAACACGCCAUACACGAUUGAGACGACGCAUAACUCCAAUCCGCACGUGUGGCAGAUAACCAAGAAGAAUAAGCAGCUCGAGCGGCAGGCCGUGUGGCGGAAAGACCGGGACGAAGCACGAUCGUGGCUGGCAUGGCUGCAGAACGCCGUCCGAAAUCCCAAUAGACCGUUGAGAGACUAUCUCGGCACCAUGGCCGACGCCAUUCUAGCUGCUGACUAUGACCGUGUUGCUCAGGAGCAUGAAGCGGCCCUUGCUCGUCUCGAUGCCACUGUUGGGGGGGAUGAAGAGCGACGGCAAGACCUCGAUGCCCCUGUUGGUGGUGAUGAAGAGCCGCGGCAAGACGGGUUGUCGUUGUCGUCACCUCGCCGGCCGCUUGUUCCCUCGACUUCGACUUCCAAUGUACCGAGUGGUGGAGAAAGGUCUGGUUCGAAGAGACCAGCAGAUGCCGGCGGCGACGCCCGUGCCAAAAAGUCAAGGACUGGCUCGUCCAAGAGGGGCGAAUCCGAAUCCGAGUUCACCAUGACGGAGAACGGUGCUGUCGAGGUCAUUGACCUUACUUGA
This is a messenger RNA of Capronia epimyces CBS 606.96, 1566 nucleotides long. RefSeq lists its product as uncharacterized. The transcript has 2 exons. The record is from RefSeq and is a predicted model, not a curated record. NCBI's taxonomy places the organism in Eukaryota, Fungi, Ascomycota, Eurotiomycetes, Chaetothyriales, Herpotrichiellaceae. The coding region runs from base 1 to 1566 and encodes 521 amino acids.